Priapulus caudatus is the source of this 1639-nucleotide messenger RNA. RefSeq names its product galactoside 2-alpha-L-fucosyltransferase 1-like. Gene Ontology annotation, cellular component: membrane. Bases 210 to 1379 code for a protein of 389 amino acids. The transcript has a single exon. Gene Ontology annotation, biological process: carbohydrate metabolic process. NCBI's taxonomy places the organism in Eukaryota, Metazoa, Priapulida, Priapulimorpha, Priapulimorphida, Priapulidae. Gene Ontology annotation, molecular function: galactoside 2-alpha-L-fucosyltransferase activity. The record is from RefSeq and is a predicted model, not a curated record.
UCUGUGAGAGCUCACAGAGCUUGAGCUCUCACAGAGUCGAUCUCACAGAGCUUGAGCUCUCACAGAGUCGAUCUCACAGAGCACUCACAGAGCUUGAGCUCUCACAGAGUCGAUCUCACAGAGCUUGAGAGCUCAAGCUCUGUGAGAGCUCAAGCUCUGUGAGAUCGACUCUGUGAGAGCUCUGUGUGAUCGACUCUGUGAGAGCGAUCAUGCUGCCGCUGGCCGAACGUUCAGCCGCGACGUGGCGCUACGGAGUUGCGCGUUGCAAGCUGCUGCGCGCAGCAUUUCUGUUUUUCGCUGUCAUCGCGGUUACGCUGGUCGCCUUCUAUAGAACAUCGCAGCCAGACCGACCCACGACACGGUCCGCUAAGAAUGGUACGUCGUUGCCAAUCGAGUUCGCAAGUACUAUCAUCAACGACAAUGUGAAACGAAAUAAUUCCGCGACGACGGCGAUGGCGGCGGCGGCCGGUAACAAGGCGAUUGGUGGAAAACAGGGAGUUAUUCUCAGCGUCGACUUCAAAGGCGGCAUCGGCAACCAGCUUUUCAUGUACGCCGCCCUAGCGGGAAUCGCCGAAGAGUUGGGUUUUGACGCUCGUAUACCGGACACUCUUCCCGUUCGCAGCAUGUUCAACCUGACGCUAAACACGAUUCCUGAUCAAUGGGAGGCAACCAACCGACCGGUGAUGCUCAUGGAGGGAAAGAAAUUCGGCUCUCGCGAUGAGAGCCUGCUAUUCCACCUCUCAGAGCUGCGGGGGAUAGGGAAGGGAAGGAAAUGGAAGGGAAGGGAAGGGAAGAGGAAGGGAAGUGACGCGGUCAUCUACGGCUACCUGCAGAGCUGGACAUACUUCAGUAACAUCUCGGAAAGACUCCGCCGCGAGUUGACCUUCAGAGAUGAGAUCGGUGACGAAGCGGCGCGGAUUCUACGCGCAUGCAGACGCGGUAACGACGGCAGCCCGCUGGUCGGCAUACACGUGCGCAGAGGUGACCUUCAAGCUCUACACAGCGAGGGUUACCGCACAGGCGACGUCGAUUUUUUCCGUAGAGCGAUCGCGCAUUUUCGUGGCGGCGACCAAGACGGCGGGCCGACGCCGACGCCGACGUUCGUUGUUGCUAGCGACGACGUCCAGUGGUGCGUGGAAAAUCUGCAGAACUUACAUCCGUCGAUCGUCUUUCUCACCGGAAACACUGCGGCCGUCGACAUGUCGGUUAUCUCGCAAUGCGAUCACGUGAUCUAUGACGUCGGCUCGUACGGCUGGUGGUGUGGUUGGCUGUCAAGCGGACAGGUACUCUACAUGGAGAAUUUUGCUGAACGCGACAGCAAAAUCGCACGCGGAACAAUUAGAGAGGAAUACUUUUUGCCGCAGUGGCUCGGGCUCUGAUAUUUAAAUUACUCGAUGAUGUAUCAUUUUUGUUACUUUAUACAGAAUUCAGACUCGAUGCGGAGAUUCAUCUUGUCUGUAUAUUGCGACAGAAAGAAGAGAUAUCAUAUUGAUAAUCUUGAUGAAAUAAAAUGUGUUAAAAUAACUAAAUUUAUAGUGUAAUUAAACGUUUGAAUUGUUCCUUCUCGUUUUGUCAAGUAUAUUAUAUAUAUAUAUAUAUAUAUCAGGAGUAGAUAAUAGGGAUAAUAGGAUCAUAGGGA